This is a messenger RNA of Neopelma chrysocephalum (saffron-crested tyrant-manakin), 594 nucleotides long. It is a transcript of the gene RD3L, whose product is annotated as retinal degeneration 3 like. The coding region runs from base 1 to 594 and encodes 197 amino acids. The record is from RefSeq and is a predicted model, not a curated record. NCBI's taxonomy places the organism in Eukaryota, Metazoa, Chordata, Aves, Passeriformes, Pipridae. The transcript is spliced from 2 exons.
AUGCCACUUUUUGGCUGGAUGAAAUGGUCAAAACCUGAUUCCUACAAGCCCACAAGAUGUCCUGGAUCAGAAGUUGUUACAAAAACCCUGCUGAGGGAGUUGAAAUGGCACCUGAAAGAGCGUGAAAGAUUCGUGCAAGAGAUCGAAAACGAACAAAAAGUCCAGAAGACUGGCAUGGAUUACAACUGGCUCAAGAACUACCAGAAUCCUCAAGCAACAAUUCCAGCUACUGAGCAACGGCAACUCGAAGUUCUGUGUUCACAAAUCCAGCCUUGCCAAACAGGAAUUGUUCUUAGCAGAUUUCGUGAAGUUUUGGCAGAAAAUGAUGUCUUACCCUGGGAAAUAGUCUACAUAUUCAAGCAAGUUUUAAAAGAUUUUCUCACCACCAUUGAGAGAGAAAACCAACCAGAGCAGUUGGUAGAUGCAUGGAAUACAAAUUGUCCUGAACAUUUCAGUCCGCGUGGCGACUCUAACAAGCCAGACAAGGAUGAAAUCCCCACUGUUUCAAGUUACGUUGACAAAAACACACACAGCAUGUUUCCCACCUUCUCUCAUAGAAUCUGGAAUCUACCCUAUUACUACCCAUCAAGUUAA